Parnassius mnemosyne (clouded apollo) is the source of this 2913-nucleotide messenger RNA. NCBI's taxonomy places the organism in Eukaryota, Metazoa, Arthropoda, Insecta, Lepidoptera, Papilionidae. The record is from the annotation of a GenBank genome assembly.
AUGAUGUUUUCUAUGGAGAAAUGUUCAGGGCGCAAUGGGUCCGGGACGUCCGAAGAAUCUGAGAUGAACGGUGGUGGAGGGUUAGUGAAGGAAGGUGUGCCUUCAGAUGUGGUUUAUUCGGCUGUCGCUGCUGUCUCUGAUGAGAUUGGAGAUAUUUUGAAAGAUGAACUGGGUGACGCGGACCGGGCGGAUCGGAUCGGCGCAGAGCUAGCCGAUUUGAGUGCCGAGCUUGGCCUAUUAGCCGGUCUUGCUGAUGGCGAGCCACAACCAGACAUCCCGUCGCUCUUCGAAUUCGCUAUGGCGCACCGGAGCACGGGUACUGGGUCCUCGUCGUCCUCGUGGUCUGGUCGGCGUCAUUCCGGAAGGCCGCGAGCGCCUCCACGUAGACGUCCCAUCGCCAAGGGCAAGGAGGCGUCCCGACGUAGGAGCGCGAUGGCUCGUCGAGCAGCAUUGCGCGCCCGAAGGGGCCCCCCGUCAGAUGCGUCUGACGUCGGCGCAGACUCUGAUUCCGACGACCAGUGGACGGAGUUGGACGAUGCCUCUGGGCUAUCCGACACGUCAUCUGGGAAAGAGGCGUCUGGCGUUGGCGAUAUGGACUGCAGCGACUACCACAAGGAACCGGCGGAAGCCCCAGCGCUGGGUCAGUUCCUGCUCCCGCUGUUGAGUGCGGGGCCAGCUCCACCAGAUCCCGAUCACUUUCUGAUCCGCCACGAGGAUAUCUUGCAGUUACUGGCCUCUGCGGAAGAAAGUGUGAGGGACGAGCUUCCUCUAGAGGAUGAUGAAGCCGCACUAGAUUCACAGCCUGACAUGUUGCCAAACAGUGACAUGUUUAUUUGUGAGGAAGCAGCGGUAACACCAGAGGAGGAAGCAGCCCUAUUGCACUACGUCUGCGAAGCGGAGCGUGUCGCUUGCGAGUCCGGCGUGGCGGUGGAGGCCGACGCGGGCAGGUUUCGUCCCGUGGAGGAGUGGCUGCUGGGCGUCUACAGGUCCUGGUGCGAGAUCAGCGCGCUCAUGUACACACUCAUCGGCACAGAGAUGAGCGUGGAGACGGUCCGGUCGGAGUGGUGGUACCGCGCGUCGUUCGGCUGCCACUGCCGGCUGUGCCUGUGCCUGGCCGACAACGCGGCCGCGCUGCACGCCUUCCUGCGCGCGCUCGUGUGGGCGCUCGCGCACGGUGAGCAUGUCCGCAGGACGCAGGACGCAGGACGCAGGAGCGUGCAGACGGUCCGGUCGGAGUGGUGGUACCGCGCGUCGUUCGGCUGCCACUGCCGGCUGUGCCUGUGCCUGGCCGACAACGCGGCCGCGCUGCACGCCUUCCUGCGCGCGCUCGUGUGGGCGCUCGCGCACGGUGAGCAUGUCCGCAGGACGCAGGACGCAGGACGCAGGAGCGUGCAGACGGUCCGGUCGGAGUGGUGGUACCGCGCGUCGUUCGGCUGCCACUGCCGGCUGUGCCUGUGCCUGGCCGACAACGCGGCCGCGCUGCACGCCUUCCUGCGCGCGCUCGUGUGGGCGCUCGCGCACGGUGAGCAUGUCCGCAGGACGCAGGACGCAGGACGCAGGAGCGUGCAGACGGUCCGGUCGGAGUGGUGGUACCGCGCGUCGUUCGGCUGCCACUGCCGGCUGUGCCUGUGCCUGGCCGACAACGCGGCCGCGCUGCACGCCUUCCUGCGCGCGCUCGUGUGGGCGCUCGCGCACGGUGAGCAUGUCCGCAGGACGCAGGACGCAGGACGCAGGAGCGUGCAGACGGUCCGGUCGGAGUGGUGGUACCGCGCGUCGUUCGGCUGCCACUGCCGGCUGUGCCUGUGCCUGGCCGACAACGCGGCCGCGCUGCACGCCUUCCUGCGCGCGCUCGUGUGGGCGCUCGCGCACGGCGGUAACACCAGUGCGGCUGCGGGUGUAAUGCGGGCGCUUCGUCUGCGAGCGGGGUCUGCGAGUCGAGUCUCGGAAUGGGACCUGCCUCGCUUACAGCGAUUGAACUUUGGCGAGGACGGUGCGGCCAUAAUCCACGAGCAGCUGAACCGACUGUCACAGCAGAGCGACAUCGCUGGUCAAAUAGUGCACAAGAUAUGCCAGUGCCGGGAACACGAACGCCCCUUCGAAAAAGAGUACGCCGUAGAAAGAUUAUGCAAGAUUUUAGAGAAUUUUAAGGCUGCUUCGACGAUCACUUUUAAGGUGGAGAUGUUGUGCAGGGAGUCAAAGGAGGGCGGAGAGUGGGUGUCGCGGGCGCGGCGGCGGCUGGCGCGCUUCCUGGCGCCGCACCAGCGCGCCAGCACCAGCGCGCGCCUGCGGGACAUGGCCGCCAGGACCACGCCGCAAGACCUAACAGCAUGGUCGGGAUACAAGCACCGGUGUGACUGUCUCAAUCCGAGAACUCUCUGCGCCCAACAACGGAAACAGCUAUUAAGUGACGUAUACUACAGGAUAUCCUUUUUCGGCAUGAUGCAGGCAGUCAAUGAGUUCAAUAGUGGCAAGAUGGAGACAGCUGGAGAUAAGUCACUAAGUGAUGGAGAACACGAGACUUCUGGCAGAGAGUUGCAGCAGGGCGACGGCACGGGAGCAAAACCACCAGACACCGAGGGUCAGCCAACGUCCCUAGUGAAGAUCGGCGCUGAAAGAGAUCUCAGUGAUUCCAAUGGUGACUUGGAUGACUUGUCCGCGUCGGAGUCGUCUGGUUCGACGUCGGGGUCGGGGUCGGACGCGGAGGGAGUGUCGGCGGGUGUGGGCGGUGCGGGGGACGGUGCGGGAGGCGGCGGCGGCGGCGGGCUGUGCGGCGCGGUGCGGCGGCUGGUGCGCUCGAUCGCGGCCAUCGAGCGCCUCAUGGACCGCGUGCUGCGCCACUGCGCCGCCUGCCCGCCGCCGCCCGCCAGCCCCGACCACGACCACAGGUCUCCAACACUCACUCACUUAACAUAA